AUGGAGUUCCGAGGUGUAGAUGAUGAUGAAUUAGAUGAUAACUUUGAGAUAAUUGAAGUUGGCAAUGGUAGAUAUAGUUCAAGUUUUCACAUUUCCAAGCAUUACAUUGGCUCUAUUAUAGGUAAAAAAGGGAUCAUGAAAAAUAGAAUUGAAAGGGACACAAGAACAAUCAUAAAAAUACCUAGAAUGGGAGAAGCGGGUAAUGUUACUAUCCUUGGUCCAAGCAUAUCUAAUGUGAAAGCUGCAUGCAGAAGAAUUAACAUAAUUGUCAUAUCUUCAAGAAAGAAGCAAAGAUGCACUCAUUUUCUUUCAAUACCCUUAAAUGACCCGCAUAUAAUGAAAAGUUUUGAAAGUUUCAAGCAACAAGUUCUACAAGAAUGCAAUAAUAGAGGAGUUGAAGAAGCUAUAUUUAUUGAACAGCAGAAAUUGCAUAUCACCAUUGGAGUGAUGUGUCUGAUGGAUCAAGAAGAGCGGCAACAAGUGUCAAAGUUGUUAUGUAAUGCCAAAGAUAGCAUUCUUAUGCCUUUGCUUAAGGAUCAUUUGCCACUGAGGAUAAAAAUAAAAGGUCUGUCUUAUAUGAAUGAUGAUCCGAAGAAUAUUAAAAUUUUAUAUGGAUGUGUUCAAGAUGAGCAUGGUAUGACUCAAAAGUUAGCCGACGCUUUAGUAGAAUAUUUUUCUAAUGCAGGUUUCGUGGAAAAAGGGGAAUAUGGUCGAGACAAUGUUAAACUGCAUGUGACUCUAAUGAACUCAAAAUUUAAAUAUCGAUCUUCCGAGGAUGAGGUGGACAAAAGACCAACUAGAAGGAAUAUUUGGGAAACAUUUGAUGGCUCAGAAAUUUUAAAUAAAUUUGGCGACUACGAUUUUGGAUCUGCAGAAGUAAAUGUCAUCCAUCUUUCACAAAGGAAGACAGUUGGCGCUGAUGGCUACUACCAAUCAACCUGUGUUAUAUCACUAAAUAAAGAU
Molecule: messenger RNA, 963 nt
Organism: Iphiclides podalirius (scarce swallowtail)
Lineage: Eukaryota; Metazoa; Arthropoda; Insecta; Lepidoptera; Papilionidae
Source: the annotation of a GenBank genome assembly